This is a messenger RNA of Ceraceosorus bombacis, 3006 nucleotides long. The record is from the annotation of a GenBank genome assembly. NCBI's taxonomy places the organism in Eukaryota, Fungi, Basidiomycota, Exobasidiomycetes, Ceraceosorales, Ceraceosoraceae.
AUGCCUGCUGCUGCUUCUUCGGGCAGGAAGCCGGUCAAGAAGGCGAUGGUGGAAGCUCCUCCAGCUGACGAAACGAGGGACUUGCCAUUGGCAUUCACAUCUUUUCAAGUGCCUGCACCCAUCAACGCCAAGAGUGAGUCGCAAUGAUCGAUGCUUAGCAAGCAUCACCCAAAGCUCACAUGGCCAUCUUCUGCACCCCUUGCACACACCUCCCUUAGACGUAUCCACCACCUUUCUCAAACACGAUUCUCAAUCCUGGUCCGCACGUAGAGGCUUCAACAAUCCUGGGCCUCUGGCACCUGGUAUGGUAGCAAGCAGGGGCCGCAAGCGGAGAAGGGCGACGGAUAAAGAGGAUGCGGAUAGAUCAAGAGCUGCUUCCACAACCGCUUCUGGAUUGGAAGACGAGAACAGCGAUGAUGCCGAUGAGGAAGAGGAGGAUGAGGCGGUAAGUCCCCAAUUCGUGCUGCAUCCAUGCCUAGGCAGAACUCCACCGAUUCACCAUCUCUGUGUCGCCGAGCCAGGACAUCAACCCGGCCUCCAAGACGAUCGUCAUACAUCCAAGCUCCACGUCUUUGCGGAUAGCUCUUGCUACUGACCUAUUCCCAAGAACUUUGGUCAAUGUCAUUGCGCGCAGGGAUAAAAUAGGCGCACCUCCUAGAGCACCGAUCAAGAGCACUCUGCCCAGCAUGAAGCUGGAAGGAGAAGAUGCUGAGGAAGAUCGCGCUGAGCCCGAGAAGGAUGUUAUUUCUUCGUCUAAUCGUAAUGCUCAGGAGGAGGAGAUGGAAGUGGAUGGGACGCGCAAGUCUUCUGUGAGUGUUGCGACCGUCAUAGGCGUCGAUCAGAGCUGACAGUCAUGACGCUUGGUGCGAACAUGUCUAGCUGAGCAAAAAGAUUGACGUCCUCCGCACCGACUUGCGAAAGAUCAUGCGGGCGAUGAAGUUGAGGCCAGUGACAAAUGGUCGCGGUUUAGCAGCACAGUACAACGAAUCUGCGCGUAGCGAAAACAUACCGGGCCAUGCGGAUGUGACUGGUGUGGAGUGGACAAUGGUGGUAGACGAGGAGACGGACACAAUCCUGGGCCAAAGAGCGACUCGACUGCCUCAGUACUCUAGCGGCAAUUAUCCAAACGAUGAGCCCGUCGACAGACCGUGGGAGCUCUUCUGGCCUUUCAGAGCAGGCCGGCUCAACAUCGAGCCAUAUGUCGAGCGGUAUGGUCAAUCGGCUGCUUCAUCGGCGCUCAGCAAAGACAUACAGAGUAUCCUUCUUCAUGCUAUUAGUCUGCCUCGCGAUGCAUCGGAAAGCGCUUCAAAUGAGGAGACACUCGCAGAUGCGGAGGAAGGCUUGGGCAUAUCUCCAAAGGACCUGCACCUUUACAGCGCCGUUCUCGUCGUGCCCGAUCUAUACAGCCCGACUGACGUGGAGCAGCUGGUGGAUCUGCUCCUUUGCGAUCUGAAGUUUGCGGCGAUCUGUGUACAGCAAGAGAGCGUGUGCGCGACAUUCGGAGCAGGCCAAUCCGGCGGAUGCGUGGUUCAUCUUGGCAGCGAAAGAAUCGCUAUCAGCUGCAUCGACGAAGGUCUGGUCUAUCCCGAAAGCAGAAUCUCGCUCGCAUAUGGAGGCAGAGACGUCUCCUUGUUCUUCGCUCAGCUCCUCAAAGCCGCCAAAUUGUCCUACGCGGAAUUGGAUCCUGAUCGUCGACUAGCUGAUCGCUGGCUCAUCGAUGAUCUCAAGCAUCGCCUUUCGACUCUAGACGCCACCCAACUGGGACUGACCAUCACCGAGUUCUACUUGCGCCUUCCAAGCAAGCCGACUGUGAAGUACACCGUAAGGACUUAUGACGAAGUCAUACUAGCACCCAUGGCUCUCUUUAGCCCUCGAGUUGUAGACUUUAAGAGCAAGCAGCAUCUAGCGCCAAAGACGAUGGAGAACAUUUCGAGGGAACAGAGGGAUGAAGGAGAGAGGGUGGCUGUUGGCUCUGGGUCAGAUGUCGCCAUCACACAGGCGAUGAAGGAUUGCGUUCAACAUCUCCUUCCCGUUCCCGUCGUCAAUACCGCGACCGAGGGCACAGCCGACGCUGCACCUAUGGAAAGGUCAGCAAGCACUACCAGCAACAUCGCCUCCGCUCACCCAGCUGCAGCGACAGUCACAACCCCGGCUGCGAGUGCGAACAAAAAUAGCGCUAGUCCCAUGCCACCUGGUAUGCAAAGCCUUUUGCUCCCCAACUACCAAGAAGGCAUAGCGGGCGCGACCAAAUCGGAAGAGGGGGGAGAGACCAAGGCUAACGGUGGAGCAGAGACGUCUCGCGCCGACACGCCUUUGCCCAAGAAUGCUGCUGGCGGCAACGCCCCAGCAGCUACCUCGUCGUUGGCCGCAGGCACAGGUCAAGGCAUAGCAGCUAUAGAUGUGCCCUUUGAAGCUUCCAAGGUACCUCUGGAUGUGGCGCUUUGGAACUCUAUCAAAUCUUGCCUGACUUCGCAGCUUUCGCCGGCUGCUGCCGAGGAGAGGAUAAAGAGGCUGGCUGGAAACAUCCUCUGCACAGGAGGAUCCGCUCUUAUUCCUGGUCUGGGUGCAGUUCUCGAAGCGAGGUGAGUGUGUGUGCGCGCGCGGGCGCCAAACUCCUGAACGAGGCGUUUGGCUUCGCCUUCUCGUGAUCGCUACGUUGCUCACGCUUGCUCCUUGUGACGCACAUCAGGCUCAAUACGCACCUGGAAAGCUGGGCAGCUACAGAAUUGCAAAAAGAUGCAGAUUCAGCACCCCUUGCCACCGUCAUUCCCUCUCCUCGAGAUAUGGACCCAAGAAUAUUAGCCAGCAAAGGAGCGGCCGUCUUGGCUAGGCUGGAAAGUGUUGGCGAGCUGUGGGUGUUCAAGGAGGAGUGGGAAAUGUUUGGCUGGAGGGCUUUGCGUGAGAAGAGGUGAGUGCUUGAAGACUUGUCGAAGACCGGGAAUGGAACCACGGACCCGCUAAAGUCUGUCCCUUCGAACUCGGCUUCGGCACAGCCUAUUCCUUUAA